CAGACCCCGCUUCCCUUGUGAUUGUUUCUUAUUUCAUACGUACGUACUACCUUGUCUUGCCUUUUGCGGAUCAAAUUAUUAGGAUCCAUCACGCGCUCCGCUGAACCUUGUUGCUCUUUUACGUAUUGCUUGGCCGUUCAUUCUUUCUGCUUCACACCACGAGCCUGAUGCUUAGAGGGAACUGAUUCCAUAGGCAGGCAGCGCACAAGGCUAUGCCUGCAGUAAGAUUUCGCAAACGGAGUUCCUGACUCUGCUGCCGGUACCUGGCUAACCGGGUCACGGCAGCCAUGGAGUUAUUUGAGUUUGUAACAAUCUCGUCGCGCGGCUUCGCCACUAUAUUACUCCGCAGCUGCGCAUCGUCAAUUUGGUAUUAUGCAGCACAUAUCUGCGCCAUAUUGGGACUGUUAUUCUUCCGAACUCUGUUACCGUCUAUGAACUGUGGUAAAAGUCAAGUUUGUCCCUGCUGUAACCACGACGCAAGCAGCCCCUCCCCUGCUCCUCCUAUCAUCUUCCCCAAGGCGAGCUCCACCAGCUGGAUCUCCAGGGAGCCCCUGCGACCUUGGCCAUGGCCGACCUCCACUUCUCCCUUGGCAGGCGCUGCCCUCCUCUGGUCCGAGCUCGAGCAGGUGAGCUCGCCCCAUGGCCUCGGCUCCUAGCCUCCAGGCUCGGCUACGAGGACACCACGCUCGCCCUCACCCUCCGCCUCCCGGGCUCCGACUCCGGCCGUUCCUCCUCGCUCGCCGCGCCCUCCGCUGCGCCGUCACCCAAGGCGCGGGUGGUGGGGUGGCCGCCGGUGAGGUCGUACCGCAAGAACGCGCUCGCCGACUCCAGCAAGGCCAACCGCGCAGCCAAUUUCGUGAAGGUGGUCGUCUCCCGCCGCUCCUCGGCCUCUGCUCCUCCCGCGCCCGGUUCCCAUCGCCGCUCUCUUCCCCAGCGCGUCUUCUUCCCCAGCCGCGCCGUGCCGAGCUGCUUCUUGCGCACGCGCCGUGCCGAGCUCGCCCCCGACCUCUGCUCUUCCCUGGCGCGUCGCGUUCUUCCCUGCACUUGCCCAUGGCGGCCGAGCUCCCAGCCUGCGCGCCCUCCGGUUCUCUGUGUCGCGCGCUGCUCCAGCUCCCACGGCGCGCAGCCUCCCUCUCGGCUCACCGGAUCUCCCAGCGCCGCGCCCAGCUUCUUUCUCCCUCAGCUCCCGCGGUUCUCUCUCCAUCUCCCUCCGUUCUCUGUUGCGUGCCCAGCAGAACUCCCCUGCGCGCCCGGAUUCUCUCCUUCCCUACUCGAAUUUGGUCAGGCCCGUGCAGCUCCCUGGCGCCCUGCUUCCUCUGUUCUCUCCCUGGACGCGCACAGCGUUCCGUCGAACUCCUGCGCCGUGCCCUGCUCAGGUUCCAUGGCCGCACCAAAUUCCCUGCGCGCGCUGGCCUACAACUCGACUGCACACCUCCCUACUUGUCAUGGCCACCGUGCCCUGCUCCCUGAUUUCUGCUCGCCGCGCGCGCUCAUCUCUCUGUUCGCCUCUGCGCACAACUCUCCGAGCUCCAUGGCCGGUUCCCUGCUCGCCGGGGAUGCUCCUGCUCCAGCUCAACCUCGCCUUGUGCGCUCUGUUUUCUUGGUCUCACGCGCGGCAAGGUAGUACUCCGGUCAAGGGUAGAUUAGUACGAAGGGGUACAUAACCUGCAUCAAAAGCAAUAAAACAGACGUUAAUGGAGCGCGGGAGAUUAACUGUCCCAAUCUGGCGUGACUUUGAACUCCAUAAUACCAAACUGGCGAAGUACAGCUGCGGAGUAAUAAACUGGUGAAGCCGCGCGACGAAAAUGUUACAAACUCAAAUAACUCGCAGCCAUGAACAAUGUGAGAGGGCGAAAGGCAGCGGAAGAACCCAGCGGAGGGAGGCACGAAGGGGGCAGGGCAGCGUUUCCCCGGCCGGAGCCGGGAGGCGGCGGAGGUGUUAGAAAUACUAGACGAGAGGAGGGCCUGAGCUGGUGAGGAGGACUGGAGGAGGAGGAGGAGAGGCGCAGGAUGUGCCGGCGACGACGCGCCCGUCUCUCCUUGAGAUUUGGUUAUCUUCUGCUAUGUUUGGCUACGACUCCAAUACACGUAGUUUGAGAAGAAUUUAGAUGUAAAUUAAACUAAUUUACAUCUCAAUCCAUCUCAACUCAUGUGUAUUAGGGCAUGUAACACCAAAACGGUUCUCCAAGCACAGGAGACAACUAAGAGACUCUAUUGUACAAUGGAGUGUCUAUAAACGUAGUCUAUUAAUAAAUACAGAAUUAAAUGUAUUUGUAUAGCAUCAGAUCGAUAGAACAGACGACAAAUUCGUACAGUGGGAAGUGAGGCGUCUGUUGCUACUUGAUUUACGAGCCAGAGACGUCUCUUCACGGAGAGACGGCUCUAAGAUUUUUUUGCAAAUAACCCCCUUAAACACCUUAAGAGACUCCACAUUAAACACCACUGUACAUGCCCUUAGAAUAAAUGCUAGAUCAUUCAAACAAACCCUUCCUCGUAAAUCAAUUUCUAUAAUCUGACUUCUCAACACAUAUGUAUUGAGAUAAAUACUAGAGCAUCGUAAAUCAAUUUCUAUAAUCCGGUGCAAAUCAAAUUAUCUUAAGUUUAGCUGACUUUAUAUAAAAACAAUAUCCCUUAUAUCCGAUGGUAUAUCAAACAAUACUAAUUUGAUAUUAUAAUUCUUGAUGUUUUUUUUCUAAAAAAAUAACUAAAUUCUAAAACUUUUAUUCCUAUGCCAUGUGGAUUCGAUAUGUUUGGAAAAAUUAUGAAAUAUUUUGAUUUGUUUCAGAUUUAAACCCACUCAAUUUCACCUAAUCCACAUGAAUUUAGAGCAAAACAAAUAAGCCCCUAUAAGGUGAGUGAGCAUUGUAAUAAUUAAACCUCGUAAAUUUUUUACAAACAAUUAUUCAAUAGCCCCUAUGUGUUGUAUUAUAAGAAAAAGGGUGAAUUCACAUUUGGAAGUAUCUGUCCCAAAUUAAAAUUGUUUUGGAGGUAUUAGUGGAUGUGGAUUCAUAUAUCAUAUAAUAUUUGAUUUAUGUAUUUUAUAUAUGUGUCUAGAUUUAUCAUCAUCUAUUUAAAUAUAGACAUAAAAACUAAGAGCUAAAACGAGUACUAUUUUGUAACAGGUGAGUACCAAUAGUCAAAGUAUAGUUUAAAAACCAUGCCAAGUCGAACACCACCUCCAUAAACAAAAUGGAAGGGAUACUUCCUUUAGCAAUUAAUUUUUUUUUGUUAAUAUAUAUAGUCCACACUUGUUUAAAGCCUUGUCAAACGUUCGUCAUAGAAACAACUUUGAGAAAGAAGCCCGGAGGAGUUGGAGUUGUUAAUUUUGAGUCCAUGGGUUUGUUUGGAAGCAAGGAGAUUGGAGGAGAAUUGCAGGGAUUAAAAUCUUCUCGAUAUUCAAAUUAAAUAGCGAGUGGAUUUUAGCCCUUACAGGGCUAGUUUGGUGAAUAGCAAGGGAUUUCUUAUCCAUGGAUCCUCUCUAAUUCUCUUGUUACCAAAUUGGCUCUCGGUCUCCUUUAAUCCUCUCGCUCCCAAACAAGCACUAAUGGUUCCUAGAAGCAUCUACAAUACAACCAUUUUAGAAUACACAUGGAAGUCGUUUGAGACUUACAGGAAAAGCAUAAAUAUGGCCAUAGGAGGGGCAAGGGAAUUAAAUCCAUGUUAUUUAGAUUUGUUUAUGUAUUCUAAGUCUGUUCUAAAAAAAUAUGAAAUCUCAACGUAAAAGGUAUAGUAGGUGAAUAGAUUCUUAAAAAUCUACAUAGUCCUCUAGUUCAACCCAUAAUCUUUUGUCCCCUAAUAUUUUUCACAUUCUUAGCAUCCAAAUUUUCCAAAAUAUUAUCCACAUGGCAAUUUAUAGGAUGAAUCGUUGUCUUUUCUAUUUGGAGGCCUCUCAUUUCACUCCCACACGAUGGCACCUUCCAAGGACGACUAGGGCUACCACUGUGUCCCUGCGCCACACUCCGGCUCAACCAUCUAUAAUCGCCGCACCUCUUGCCUAUCUCCCCUUCAAUGCUGCUUCAUCGUCCAACAUCCAUGUUCUUCUUUUCCAUCUAACGGUACCCUCCUUAGCACAUCCCGCCUCACACUUCAAUGUUCGGUGGAGUGGGUAUGACUACAACCACGACGCUUGCGCCUAGUCGGGCGUAGGAUCUCCAUGGCAGGACGUACCCCCUGCCGGUGAUGACAUGUUGUUGAAUCGGUUCGUCUCAAUGGGCAGAGCGGCAUCCCUCCUGCUAGGUUGUCACAUCAUCAUAAGAAUCUCUUAUAGAAUAUAUAGUUGACAAGUGUUUCAACUAAACAACUUUUAGCUUUUCUACAACCAUCAACUCACAUCGACUUUCCCGUAGUUUACAACUAAAAUCAGAUUUUCAAGAAUCUAUUACUGAACCAAACAGGCACUUAAUUUAAUUCAUAAAAAUAUGUGGAUACUACCUAUCCAGUAAAGAGUGAUAUUUUAUCCUAUGACAAACUAUCUUAUAUUUAACCAGUUUUCAUAGAAUAAUUAUUAAUAUUUAUGAUACAAAAUAUGUUUACUAUAAAAAUAGAUUUUAUGAUAAAUGUAAUGGUAUUUAUUUAAUUUGGUAUCAUUAAUCUUAGUAUUUUCAAUAUAAUCUUAGUCAAACUUAAGAUUGUUUGAAUUAUGACAUUACCAUAGUGACACUCUUUGCAGAACUAGGAUAAUAUGUUACAAACAAAUUACAAAAAAUAUGAAAAUAGAAGUUUUGUAUCUAGGGAUGCAAAUGGACACUUGAUAUGAAUUGGUCUUUUCUAGGCAUUCAAGUUUAUGUCAUUUCUUCUCCUAGGCAAUUAUAUCAUAUGAUAUAUCAUUAGCUUAUUUUAGCGAGAUCGUAGAAAAUUGAACUCUAUGAUAUAUAUGUCAUAUCUUAAUAGUAUAUGUCAUGAGCUCCAUAUAUCGCCAGUUGAACACAUACAUAUCUCAGCGGAAUAUUUUAGAGAGUGCUUGACUGAUAUAACAUGACUUCAAUUUUACAACAUCUAGUGAAAAGGUCUGGCUUUGAAAAUGGUAAGAGCAAAGGUUUAUAGGACUUGCAUAACUAGUAGAAAAAACAGGCUGUAGUCUCGGUUUUUCAGUCAGGACUACAAAACCAAGAUUAGACCUUUAGUCUUGGUCUAGAGAAUCUAGACUAAAGGCUCUGAGGCUAAAAAAUGUUCAUGCCCAUGUGGCUCGUGAGACUUGGACCCAAGACCAAUUACUAAAUAUAGGGAAAUUAGAAAAAUUAAUUAAACUCUACGAUAUCUAUAUCCUAUCUUAAUAGUAUAAUUGAGGAGCUCCAUAUAUCGAGGUUGAAUACACACACAUCUUUGUGGAAUACUAGAGUGCUUGAAUAAUCUAACAUGACUUCAAUUAUAACAUCUAUAGAAAAUGGUUGGUCUAGAAAAUGGUAAGAGCAAAGGUUGAUCGGGCUUACGUUACUAGCUAGUAUGAAAAUGUGGUUAAUCCUUUAGUUCUGCUCGGGAGAAAAACCGGAAAUAAAAGGUCUUCCAAGGCUAAAAAAAAUCCCUCGGCACCCCUAUGACUCGAGUGCCCCAUACCUUAUGCAUUGCCUCACUCGUAGCUUUGCACCCACCUACACAACUCAUGCAUCAUUGGAUGGAUGCUUUCCUUUUAAAAACUGAGGUCUUUAGAUGAAAUGUUUUCAUUGUAAACUAACCCAUUGAAGAACCUUUAUUUAGUCCUAGUUGGUGUUGCCGACCAGGACUAAACGGUUAAGGCUCUUUAAUUUAGUUCGGGUUGGUAACAUCAAUCGGAACUAAUAUAAGCCUUUAGUUUGUAUUACAAGUGAAACUAAAGGUCCUCCAAUACCUAAGUACUAACUACCUCUGUUUUUUAGUAUUUGUCGUCCCUGAUUCAUUUUUGAACUAAAACACGACAAAUAAAAAAGACCGGAGGUAAUAACACAUUAGUCGUGGGUCCAAGUGUGUUGAAUCCAAGGUCUAUUCUCUACUUAUGCAUUAAAUUUAAAACAACCAGCUUAAUUAAUUUACAUAUCCCAUUAUUAACCGACGUUAAAUAAUGGCUGCUUAUUUAUUCCAUUACUCAUGCAUCACUUUCACAGACGUGGGUGAUUUGCAAAUUCCAUGCAUAUGCGAAUGAAUAGGAAGGAUCAAGCCACCAUUCAUGGAAGUUGAUCCCGUGAAUGGAAUGUUUAAAGGGUCAUAAUAGAUAGGUCUAAUAUGAUUUAAAAAUUUCACAAAAGCCGCCACACAUGUAAGUUUAGAAAAAUAUGUGGAAGGGUUGAUCUUAUAUUAUACCAACUGUUGAAUUUGAAAUC
This is a messenger RNA of Zea mays, 6293 nucleotides long. RefSeq lists its product as uncharacterized. Lineage: Eukaryota; Viridiplantae; Streptophyta; Magnoliopsida; Poales; Poaceae. The transcript has a single exon. The record is from RefSeq and is a predicted model, not a curated record. The coding region runs from base 566 to 1624 and encodes 352 amino acids.